AUGUCAAGGCUGCUGUUAUGUCCCUUACGAGGCAGAGCACAGUCAAUAUCAUCACCAUUCACACGAGGGAUCCAUACCGGUGAAGCUCUUUCCGCUAUUGAUGCAAGACUAUCCAAUCUCAAGGCGUAUGAACUCAAGGAUGUGGCUAUUCAGUGUGGUAUAUCAACGAGUGGAAGGAAGAAUGAGGUGUGCGAUCGCAUCAGGCACCGCUUUGCAUCGGCCAUGAACAGCAUUGCACGACAUGACACCUUUGAAGCCGAUCAAUUGGUGCCAACAUCGGUUGUAUCUCUGGACCUUGGAUACCGCAACCUUGCUCAUGUACAUCUACGGCAUGAUAACACUAUCCUUGCAUGGGAUCGAAUCGACCUUGAUAUACCCGAAGAGGCUUCUUCAUUUCAUCCUUCAGUCAGCGCACCCUUUGUCCGUCGAUACAUUCAAUCAAGUCUGGAGCCGUUAUUGUUUUGCAAGAAAGAUGAUGUGGGUGCUGUAUUGGUGGAACAACAACGCUAUCGUGAAGCUGGUGCUGCUGCGGUGUUGGAAACGACAAUCCGUGUCAAUUGUGUGGAAGCAAUGUUGUGGUACGCUCUGUACGACAUGGUCGAUCGGCAUGAUUCGUUACAAACAAUCCCUUUGGUGGCCAUUCAACGACAAGCGGUGGAUCGUGUAUGGGCACCUGAGUGGGAAAAAUUCAUUACACUAUCAUUGGCAAUGUCAAAGAGAUCAAAAACGUAUCAAAAGAAACAAGCUUGUUCACGUCUUGUGGAGCAUUGGUUGCGAGAGAAUCAGGUUGUGACAUGUCGUGAUACGCAAAUCAAGGAUGGAUUCUUUCAACAAGGGAAAAAGGAUGACUUGAGUGAUUGUCUUUUACAAGCCAUGACCUGGUAUCAAUGGCGACGAUUCAUGGUCGACUAUAUUCGAGAUACUUUAUCAAUACCAUGA
Lichtheimia ornata is the source of this 939-nucleotide messenger RNA. RefSeq lists its product as uncharacterized. The record is from RefSeq and is a predicted model, not a curated record. Gene Ontology annotation, molecular function: Y-form DNA binding; DNA endonuclease activity; flap-structured DNA binding. The transcript is spliced from 2 exons. Lineage: Eukaryota; Fungi; Mucoromycota; Mucoromycetes; Mucorales; Lichtheimiaceae. Bases 1 to 939 code for a protein of 312 amino acids. Gene Ontology annotation, cellular component: mitochondrion.